UCACUGCGGUAUGGAAGUUUGUUUACGAGGCCCCAACUCCGUCUGGUGCUCGGAAAGAUAAAACUGUUUUAUUGGACAAUCCUCCAACCAGUAAUCUGCUGUCACGUCGUACUGAACAUAGUAGGCUUUUUCAAACGAUUGCCCCAGAAGAGAGUGAAACCGAAGCGAGAUUUCACUCAACUUCAUCCAGGUCAACCGCAUAAUGAGGUUGGAUCAAGUAAGUGCUCAACAAGCCGCAGUGAGGCACGCUUGGUGAGUGUAAAUUGUAAUAAAAGAGAAAACUAGUGUUUAUAUGCCAACAAGUGGACGGUUUGUUGGAAAAGAAGUUACCGCAAUGUUACGUGAAGUGCAAACCGGAAACAUAACCAGACCGGGCUUGAUGCAGGACUGUAGCUUUCAAACCGGAAAUAUAUAAAUCGGAACCGUUGCAGCAGAAGAUUUGGUGGUCGCCGAUUCGCUGUUCCAAGGCCAAUCAAUGGUUGUUGUUGUGGUGUUGAAAAUUGUUGACUAGUUACGGUUCUUUCGGAACAAAAUAACCUUUCCAAACUCGAAAUGCUGGACCCGUCGAGAAAGAAAAAACCGGGUGGAAAUGGUGCGAUAUCCGUGUGGAGUACUAGUACUGCUGGAAUCGACACGGUUCUCGCAACAACGCUAGGAACCACCGUUGCACCGAAAACAUUCAACCAUCUUCAUCAAGCAGGUUUGAGUUACACACCUAGCGGGGGCAACUACACCACCGGAGCAUUGCCGUCCAGAGAACUAGGCAUUGCCCACGAAGCAGGCCUCAAUCACAGUCACUUUCAUAUGCCCAGCAACGGAAACAGUAAUAGUGGAAGCAUCGGAAACAACAGUACCCACAGCCUCAAUCUGCAGCAGCAGGGCCACGGUGCGUUUCCGUGGAAUAAUCGGACCAGUAUUUGCAGUACACAUAAUAAGAGGCGAUCCCACUUAAGCACAAUGUCCCAGACUGGCGAUGAAUAUCACUCGCCCAACUAUCUUUCUUGGCGGAAACUGCAGCUCAGCCGGGCCAAGCUGAAAGCUUCCAGCAAAACUUCAGCUCUGCUAUCAGGGUUCGCAAUGGUGGCCAUGGUCGAAGUGCAGUUGGAUGAGAAUACUAGAGUGCCUCCAGCCAUGCUGAUUGCGUUUGCUGUAUGCACAACGCUGUUAGUAGCGGUUCAUAUGCUUGCUUUAAUGAUUAGUACAUGCAUUCUUCCCAACAUAGAAACAGUAUGUAAUUUGCAUAGCAUAUCGUUGGUACAUGAGUCUCCCCACGAGCGACUUCACUGGUACAUUGAAACGGCGUGGGCAUUUUCGACGUUGCUUGGACUGAUCUUGUUUCUGUUGGAGAUUGCCAUACUAUGUUGGGUGAAGUUCUACGAUCUCAAUACCACUGCGGCCUGGUCAGCCUGCAUAGUUCUCAUUCCAGUCCUAGUGAUUUUCGUAGCUUUUGCUUUUCAUUUCUAUCGGUCACUGAUGACGCACAAGUACGAGGUAACCGUAUCCGGUAUCCGAGAGCUAGAGAUGCUGAAAGAACAGAUGGAGCAGGAUCAUCUUGAGCAUCAUCAUCAUCAUGGGACUCUGCAUCCUUCAGGUCAACAAAUCGUGUGAUAAUGAUAGGCCGACUUCGAAUAAUCAUUUCACGUUUCGCAAUCUCAACAGUUCUAUGCAUACACAAGUUGCCAACUGUGAUUCCCCUUUCCAACAAUACACUUACACCAGCGCCUAGUGAUACAAGUUCACUGGUAUAGGGAAAGUGAGUGGUGAAAGAUGUUUUUAUUAAAUUAUUUCCAACAAAAAAUAAGCGAAAAACUUAGAUGGAACUUAUGUUACUGAACUUAAUGAAACGUUGCGCUAUACCAAAAGAUAAAUAACGAAACCUGUUUGUUUCUUAUACAAUAGCAGCAUACAGUAGAUUGCAUGACUAAGUUGUAAAUAUUCCUUAUUGAACUGAAAAUAAAACAAUUGCGAACAAAGUAGUUGCUCAAACAAGCGCCAAUCCAGGUCCAAUCUAACCUUGAAAAGUAAAUGAAGCAAGUCUAUGUGACGUGUACAAUAUCCAAACAAGUCUAUGUUACUCUUAUGCCAUUAAAAGAAUUAUAAAACGAUCUUAACAAUUUGAUAA
This is a messenger RNA of Anopheles bellator, 2122 nucleotides long. RefSeq names its product calcium release-activated calcium channel protein 1 (gene Orai). Gene Ontology annotation, cellular component: membrane. Lineage: Eukaryota; Metazoa; Arthropoda; Insecta; Diptera; Culicidae. The coding region runs from base 553 to 1608 and encodes 351 amino acids. Gene Ontology annotation, biological process: store-operated calcium entry. The transcript has 4 exons. The record is from RefSeq and is a predicted model, not a curated record. Gene Ontology annotation, molecular function: store-operated calcium channel activity.